Molecule: messenger RNA, 730 nt
Organism: Anopheles arabiensis
Lineage: Eukaryota; Metazoa; Arthropoda; Insecta; Diptera; Culicidae
Exons: 2
Coding region: 53-580 (175 amino acids)
Source: RefSeq, a predicted model, not a curated record
CGGCGAAAUCAAAGCAAACGUCGGUUCUGCACGGGUAAACAAAACCUGCUCGAUGGAACAAACACCAAACGGCCGAGAUGCAUCCCCAUUAGAGAUUCCGUUUUGCGAACAUUACAAACCUCUGAUUGUCGAGGAAAUUGUGCUUGCCGAUCAUCCUGCUCACCUUCAUUAUGGGAAAUGUUCGGUCAUUGGAACGCUUUCCUGUGCCAACAACGUGCUUGGGUCGUUGAGCCUGCCUGACCUGCCGGGUGCGAUGCAGCUUCCUGACGGUGCCUGUAGUGUUGAACUUUGUCUGGACAAUUACAGUGGAAUCGUACCGCGAGGGAGUCAGGUCGAAGUGACCGGCAUUCUUAAACUACGCGAUAGAACGACGGAAAUUACAACGGAUGCAGGUACGUUGCGGAACAUGUUGGAAGCGGCAGAUGGCAUCGUCUUUAAACAGCAGUAUGAAGAUAUGAAAGCAAACUGUAAGCCAUACAUUGAGGUAGAUUAUAUACGCACCAUAUCGAAUGCAAGGGAACUCAUUUCAUGCAAUCUCAAGUUUAGAAAGCUUAGCUUGUUAACCAAAAUGGAAAUGUAGUAGCAAUCAAAGAAUGGCAUCAUGUAUCGGUACACUUAAAUUGUUUGAAACGGAUAAUAUUCUUGAGGAACAUUCCGCAUGGAACAUUUUCAUCUUAUUACACCACCAAACGUGUAAUUAUAUAAAAUAUAGAUCAAAUUGCACGUGAAA